UCGUACUCGGCGACGAUAUGACCAGUGGGUCGCGACUCACGAUCGGCGUGCGAGCCGUGGCGCUCCUGAUCGCCCUGCUGGCGGCGCCCUCCUUCGCUGACCGUGCAGCCGUGCGUGGCCUGACGGCCAUGCCCGCGGGCUCCGGCGCUGCUGGCCGUGCCGGCGCGCCGGAGCGGCUGCACCAGCUGCGCGGCGGCGGCAGCAUGCUGGACUGGUGGCGCCGCGUGCUGCAGAGCACGAUGGCGAGCCUGGGGAUCUGGUCGAAGAAGGGGCAGCUCCUCGUGAUCGGGCUCGACAACGCCGGCAAGUCGACGCUCCUCACGAUGCUCGUGCGCUCCAAGGUCGUGCAGCACGAGCCGACGCACCAGCCGGUGUCGGACGAGAUCCGCGUCGGCUCGCUCAAGCUGCGCGCGGUCGACAUGGGCGGCCACGCGAUCGCGCGGCGCAUGUGGCGCGAGUACUCAAAGGAGGCGGACGCCGUCGUCUACAUUGUUGACGCCGCCGACCGCGAUCGCUUUGCCGAGGCUGCCCUCGAGCUGCACAAGCUGCUCGCAGGGUCGCUGCCGCCGCACGUGCCGGUCCUGCUCCUCGGCAACAAGGUCGACCUGCCCAACGCGGUCCGAGAGGAGGAGAUUUACUUCGCGCUCGGCCUGGACGAGCUGCAGGCGGCGGGACCGCAGGCGCAACAGCGACCGCUCCGCCUCUUUAUGUGCAGCGUUUUCCAGGGCACCGGCUUCACCGAGGGGCUCGAGUGGCUGGCGAGCUGCGUCAAGUAGCCGGCGUGAGGCCAAAGGAGGCCUGGAAUGCCGCCGUAUUCUUGACUGAGGUAUACCUUCUCCUUUCCCUGGUGUCAGUUGUUCACCGGGGCGAGCGGUGUGCUUCCCGAGUCGGCUGGUGGGCGCGGGGCGCGUAAGCCGUCCCCCGGAGCUCCAGCGGCUACUUUUCACCUAUAAUUAUAUACACGG
Emiliania huxleyi CCMP1516 is the source of this 965-nucleotide messenger RNA. RefSeq names its product Sar1 GTPase (gene Sar1b). The coding region runs from base 18 to 776 and encodes 252 amino acids. The transcript has 6 exons. The record is from RefSeq and is a predicted model, not a curated record. Lineage: Eukaryota; Haptophyta; Isochrysidales; Noelaerhabdaceae. Gene Ontology annotation, molecular function: GTP binding; GTPase activity. Gene Ontology annotation, biological process: membrane organization; intracellular protein transport; vesicle organization. Gene Ontology annotation, cellular component: COPII vesicle coat; endoplasmic reticulum exit site.